AUGUUUGUCCCCCGACAGGAUUCCUUACUUCCUAUAGGUUCUGACAGUGCAUCCGUUGACUCCCCAGAGCUAGCCCCUUCGUUUCCGCGUGAAAUUUCCUUCGUUCUCCCCGCUGAAUCUGUAUCGCCUCAGUCUACAACUGAUGCUAUGACCGUUUGUUCGACCGGCCUUGACGCAGUGAGCCAACAUCUUACAGGGCCUAAUAGAGGGCUAGGAUUUGAUGCAUUUCGGAGCACUGUGAAGUUGGUGGCCACUGGAUUCAUCUCAACUGGUCAGCUCAAAGAGGGUGUGGAGUUGCUAUGUAUGAUCGGCUUGCAUGCCGAUGCUUGUCGCUACCUGGAAGCCAAUGAACAAUGGGCCUUUGCAGUCGAACUUGCCAAGGUGAGAGGUCAAUACUAG
Molecule: messenger RNA, 399 nt
Organism: Protopolystoma xenopodis
Lineage: Eukaryota; Metazoa; Platyhelminthes; Monogenea; Polystomatidea; Polystomatidae
Source: the annotation of a GenBank genome assembly